This is a messenger RNA of Tetrahymena thermophila SB210, 720 nucleotides long. Its product is annotated as cyclic nucleotide-binding domain protein. NCBI's taxonomy places the organism in Eukaryota, Ciliophora, Oligohymenophorea, Hymenostomatida, Tetrahymenidae. The record is from RefSeq and is a predicted model, not a curated record. The transcript is spliced from 3 exons.
AUGUUUAUCUAACCACCAAGUAUAGAGCUAGAACUUUUUUCACCGGAACUUAAGAAUAAAGAUGGCUAAAGAAAGUUAAAGAAACAUAAAAGUUUUAUGAGUAAGCAAAUAACUAUUAUUGAUAAUACUUAAAUUACGAACUAAAGUAAUAAUUAAAGUUCUUAUAUGGAGGAAAAGUAAAGUGUAAGAAAAAUAGCCAUGGAUAAAGGAUCUGAACUAAAAUUAAAAGAUAUACAGAGAUAAAGCUCAUUAGAUGUUUAGAAGGAAUUAGUAAUUUAGUAAAAUACUCAAAAUUUAAUAAACUACAUAAAAUUAAUGCAAGAAAGCAAGCUAAUAAAUCCUAUUAUUGAAAAUAGAAACAAUAAUAUGGCUGAUAUUAAUAAGAAGAAAAAGACUUUCAUAAAUCAAAAUGGUACAGUCUUUAACAACAGUGAUAUUGAAAUUAAAUCUCUAAACGUAAAAGAUGAAAAAGCGUAUUAGGGUAAUAAUUUUCCUUAAGGUAGAAAGCAGAAAUCUAUAACUAGCUUAAUUAAAAAAUCUGAUAGAUAAAUAUUUAUUAAAGGUAAGACUACAAUUCCUAGUGAAAAAAGUUACUUUUUCCCAAUUAGGGAGAAUAUAUUUGUGAGGAAUACUAAUGAUUUAGACAUUAAUUUACUCAUAUAUAGAAAGUAACUUUUAUGGAGCUCUGAUAUACUAAAACAAGUUUAAGGGUAACCUUGA